Molecule: messenger RNA, 603 nt
Organism: Kwoniella shivajii
Lineage: Eukaryota; Fungi; Basidiomycota; Tremellomycetes; Tremellales; Cryptococcaceae
Exons: 2
Coding region: 1-603 (200 amino acids)
Source: RefSeq, a predicted model, not a curated record
AUGGGUGUUUAUGUGUCGAUUAUGGACGCCGAUCAAACUCCAGAAGAAAAGGAGGCAAAAUUGGCGCAGUUCCAGAUGGAUCAAGACCGUCCCGCUCAGGUUAUGGAAGAUCCCAGCGAGGAAGGUUUUGUUCGUGAAUAUCCGCCUUUCAAGGCCGGAUCCACAACGGAGAGACACGGUGCAAGAGUCAUGCUGGUCUCCAGUGUUAUCAACGCUGGAUUGACUUGUCAUAGAGCAUCCAUUUUGUUCAUUGUGGACCCUAUCUUUGAGGAAAAUCUACUUCGAGCUGCCAACCUCAAGCGCGAUGCUGCUGAAUCUUCCCUCCUUGGGACUCGUUCAGUCAAAGACUUACAAUAUAACCAAAAUGCGGAGCCUGAUAAGGAUGCUUCUUCAUCAUCUACAAUUCCAUCCCCUCAAAAGCGUGACACCACUGAGAAGGACAAGACACAACGAAGAAGAAAAGUAGAACAGUUUUUGGUUCUUCCCUUUUUCAGCUCUGGUUCAUGUACGUUUUCAACUGCUCAAGAGGAAGAGGAUAAAAGUUCUUCCAAAUCUACUCCCUCGGAUCCAGGACAGGCUCCCUCUCAGAAACGCCCAAUUUAA